Anopheles moucheti is the source of this 1389-nucleotide messenger RNA. RefSeq lists its product as uncharacterized. Lineage: Eukaryota; Metazoa; Arthropoda; Insecta; Diptera; Culicidae. The record is from RefSeq and is a predicted model, not a curated record. The transcript has a single exon. Gene Ontology annotation, molecular function: acyltransferase activity, transferring groups other than amino-acyl groups. Bases 713 to 1345 code for a protein of 210 amino acids.
GACACUCUAAAUGAGAAGAACAAGAUAACAAACGUAAUGAGAAUCCGUUUCGCUAAGUACCAAAUUGUUAAUUAACCUUCUUAAAAGUACAUGAUCGUUUAGCCCAUAUAAAAGAGAAGUUAGUAAUAUAAUAAGCAUUUAAAUUCUUUAUGUUGCUCCCACGUCAUUAGUCGAAGUUAUCAAGUUGAAGUCAUUUGUUUCAGUCAUCCCCGAGUUGAGUCAAAUUGAAAGAACAGUACAUUAAAUUUAUAAUUACGAAUUGUUAAAGGGUAAUUCAACUCACCAUAUUUUGUUUACACCUACAGACAAUAUGGUGCAUUUAAACAAACCCGUCCCAUUUAUCAUUGAUUAAUGAAUACCCCUAAUUGCCAGCUGUUGGACAUUUUACAUACCCAAAUCAAUAAAGCAUGAGAAUGCAAACCGUUGUGUAAAAUGUCGCAGUUUUCAAUCCAGUUUCAUAUUCAAAUUACAGCGACACUCAAAGCAAAUGAGUACGGACAGUUAAUAAUAAUAAUUAAAAUGGAUCAAUUUUACUAACCAAGGUCAUUUGUAACAGCCGGGCUACUUUGCAACGGAGUUAAAUAGUUCGCCAGUUAUGCUAAUGGGAAAGCUGAUCGCUCUCACGCUUAUUUCCCAUUAUGAUUCGAUCAACCAAACCGUUCACAGCAGUUUACCCUCGUUAGUGUAGUUAGAGAACAGUACCAGUGCCGAGAUGAGUUACGAGUACGGUAUAGCAACGGGUGCCGAUAGGGAAAUAGUGCGCGAAGCGCUUGCCAACUAUUUCUACCCAGAAGAACCACUUACCUUAGCCCAUCGGGAUGGUCCCGACGUUACGGUGGACGACAUGGAAAACGCUCUCUCUUUCCUGGACCAGGGCACCAUAAUUCUGGCACGCGCCACUAGUACCCGCCAAUUAGUUGGACUUGCGAUUGGAAGACCACCAACGGGCGUCAUCGUGACACCUAUCACCACACGAAAGUUUGCCGAAAUAACAGCGUUUCUGGAGUGUCUAAGUUCACGUGCUUCCGGAAGCGGGAGUUCGUACCUUGUUACCAUGCUGGCAGUACAUCCUGCUCACCGUGGCCAUUCGAUCGGUCGCCGAUUGAUGGAGGAACAGAUCCGAUUGGUUCGUGUCCGUUGGCCAGCAGUGCAAAGUGUCACCGUGGAAGCAACAAGUGCGACCUCUUUGCGACUUAUGAAGCGGAUUGGAAUGUGUGAAACGGCAGGGUUAAGCUUUGCGGAGUAUCGAGACGAUGUUGGUGAGCAAAUGUUCCUUGGAGCAGGUGAAGUAAUUCGAUUGGAGAUGAAACUGCGAAGAAAGCAAACAUGCGAUAAAAGUGAAUAGAUGAGGGUUUAUGAGCGAUGUACUUAAAUAAUAGCAAUAAAACA